AUGAACACCACUACCGCGGCAGCACCCACCUUCCUUGACCACCACCAGCUCCAGUUCCUUGCCACCCACUCGCCAAUCUACUACACCCCUCACGAGUCCGUCAUCUCCGGCAUCCCGGACCACGUCCUCGCGCUCGCGGCGCCCGUCAUUAUCUACUGGGUCCUCAGCGCCUGGUUCCACGUUCUCGACACCGCCGGCUGGAAAUGGCCCGCAAAGUAUCGCAUUCACGAGAGCGCGGAGGUGAUGUCGAAGAACCUCGCCACGCGCGGGCAGGUCCUUCGUGAGGUCAUCCUCCAGCAGCUCAUCCAGACCGGUAUGGGCCUCGUCUGGAUGGAGCAGGCUCCUGCGGGCGCCGCCGUCGACCACGUCGCGGCCAUGCUCCGCCUCGCAGGCCCGAUGGCGUCUGUCGUGAACUGGGUUCUCGGCCCCGAGCUCGGUGGGCAACUGCUCGCGACGCGCGGCGCGUUCGGCCUCUACACGCUGUACUGGUGGGCGAUCCCGCUCGGACAGCUUCUCAUUGGCAUCUUCGUGAUCGACUCGUGGCAGUACUUCCUGCACCGCGCACUUCACAUGAACACGUACCUGUACAAGACGUUCCACGCACAGCACCACCGGCUGUACGUGCCGUACGCGUACGGGACGCUCUACAACCACCCCGUCGAGGGCUUCCUGAUGGACACGCUCGGGGCGCUCGUCGCGGAGCGCGCGGCGCAGCUCACGAUGCGCGAGGCGACACUGCUGUUCGUCGUGGCGACCGCGAAGGCGGUCAACGUCCACUGCGGGUACAACCUCCCCUGGGACCCGCUCCAGAUCUUUACCGCGAACAACGCGGACUACCACGACAUCCACCACCAGGCCAUCGGCAUCAAGUCGAACUUUGCGCAGCCGUUCUUCAUUCACUGGGACACGCUCCUCGGCACGCACAUGUCGCGAAAGGACAUCGAGCGCCGCAAGCAGGAGCAGAAGGAGAAGCUCAGCAAGGUCGAGUAG
This is a messenger RNA of Trametes versicolor FP-101664 SS1, 990 nucleotides long. Its product is annotated as sphingosine hydroxylase. Gene Ontology annotation, biological process: lipid biosynthetic process. The transcript has 3 exons. NCBI's taxonomy places the organism in Eukaryota, Fungi, Basidiomycota, Agaricomycetes, Polyporales, Polyporaceae. Gene Ontology annotation, molecular function: iron ion binding; oxidoreductase activity. The record is from RefSeq and is a predicted model, not a curated record. Bases 1 to 990 code for a protein of 329 amino acids.